Clarias gariepinus (North African catfish) is the source of this 5778-nucleotide messenger RNA. It is a transcript of the gene atxn2, whose product is annotated as ataxin 2. The transcript has 24 exons. The coding region runs from base 563 to 3820 and encodes 1085 amino acids. Gene Ontology annotation, biological process: cytoplasmic stress granule assembly. Gene Ontology annotation, molecular function: RNA binding. NCBI's taxonomy places the organism in Eukaryota, Metazoa, Chordata, Actinopteri, Siluriformes, Clariidae. The record is from RefSeq and is a predicted model, not a curated record. Gene Ontology annotation, cellular component: cytoplasmic stress granule.
UCCUGUAAAUAGUGCGCUGCGCUCUAAACCGCAUUUAGGCAAACUUUAAAGAAAAACACUCCAUUUAAAUGCCACAGUUAUCUUCUUCUUGUGUUUUAUGUUGAAUUAGCGCAUGCGUAGAAAACCUACGUUAGAUUAAAAACGUUUUAAGCGAAACACGACUGAUAAACAAAUAAGCGUACGCCUGUUUUGUGUAUAUAUCCUUCCGCUAGCUUUCCGUGUCUUUUCAGACUGUUUAGGUCUGUGUCUUUCACACGCAGACAUCUACUGCGAGCUGUUAAUAAUUACUUAAAUCGUUUUUAGUGUUUAUCUAGUCUACAUAUAUAUAUGAAUAAUAUACAUCUGUUUCACUGAUAAAAGGAGACAAGAAGGAAAGGAGCUAGCUGUCUCUGCCUUAGCGUCAGUCGCACUGAGCAGGCUGGAAUAAUCAGCACCUAGCAACAGCAGCGAGCUGUCGCGUGCUAGCUCUACUCUCAUUAGACCGUUAAAGCAUUACGUACGGAGAUCUUUUCUAACACAUUUGCUCAAAUAGUCUGCUCAAGGACUCGUUUAUGGGAUAAUCAUGUCAAUGAAGCAGACAGGCGGUAAUCGCAGCAAACCGGGUAGCAGUAGCGGUAGCGGCGCCGCAGCGGCCUCAGGAGCCGGGGGAUGCGCAGGAGCUGCUGCGGGGCGACACGCUUUAACAAGGGGACGCAACAGCGCCAAAACACACUCCACACCAGUGGCCUUCAGUGGAGUUUAUGCAAAUAUGAGGAUGGUCCACGUCUUAACUUCUGUGGUGGGAGCCAAGUGUGAACUGAAAGUGAAAAAUGGGGCAAUCUAUGAAGGCGUCUUCAAAACCUACGGUCCAGAGUGCGAUCUGGUUCUGGAUGCAGCCCACAGGAUGAGCCCAGAGCCGAGCGUAGGCCCUCGACGUGAGGACAUAGUUGAGAGCAUCAUCUUCAAGGCCUCAGACGUUGUGGUGGUGCAUUUUAAAGAUGUGGACCUGGGCUAUGCCAAAAAAGUCUCUUCAGAGCAAGAUAACCUUACAGACAACUCAUUAAGCGCCCGUUUAAAUGGAGAGCAUAAAGAGAAAGACUUGGAGCCCUGGGAUGGAGGAGAUCAGCAUGCGUCUGGCAGCUUGGAGUCUCUUGAUACUGACUUGUCAAAUGGUUGGGACCCUGAUGACAUGUUUAAAUACAAUGAGGAAACGUAUGGUGUGAAGUCUACCUAUGAUAGCAGCCUGUCCUCAUACACAGUUCCACUGGAGCGAGACAAUUCCGAGGAAUUCCUCAAGCGGGAAGCUCGAGCAGCGCAGCUGGCUGAGGAGAUUGAGGCCAGUGCCAUCUAUAAGGCCCGUGUGGCACUAGAGAACGAUGAGCGAUCAGAAGAGGAAAAAUACUCAGCUGUAGUGCGGGACACGCACACACUUAGCAGGGAAAAUAAAUACAUUCCUCCAGGCCAGAGGAACAGAGAAGCAGGACUGUCAUGGGGAGCAGGACGACAGAACUCACCCAGACUGGUGCAGUGCAGUCCUGGACCUGCUACACCCAGAGCUUCACCUCACGACUACAGCACACUUACUGGUGUGGAUCAGCGUGUUGUCAAUGGAGGUGCUCAGCAUUGGCUCUCUCACUGCCCAUCUCCCUCCUCUCGCCCUUCCUCUCGCUACCAGUCAGGCUCCAACGCCUCCCUUCCCACUCGGCCUCCCUCCAGACCCCCAUCCAGGCCCUCGCGGCCACCCUCUCACCCCUCUGCCCAUGGCUCUCCAGCAACCCUCUCCAUUCUUCCCAAACGCCUCUCCCUGGAAGGUCCACCAAGGAUGUCCCCAAAGUCCCAGCGGACCCCCAGGGCGCACAGAGGGCCCUCCUGUAGGGGAGCUGGUCCUCCUGGGGUGGAAUUCAUGUCUCAGGGUGGAUCUGGAGAGGCAUCAACGACGACUCCUGCCCGAAGCAGUUCCUCAGGUGGCACUUGGUCUUCAGUGGUCAGUGGAGGACACAGACCUCGUUCUCCUAGACAACACAUUGUGGGAGGAGCUCCUCCUGGCUCCUCCUCGUCGCCUCAAGCUGGCACAGUACCAGUCGAUUCAGUGGCCACACCCACCUCGGCAACAUCACCGAUUUCAGCGAGUCCUGCAUCCAACAUGGCUGCAAUACCAGUAACUGAAGCAAAAGAAAUUAGGCACAAUUCUCCCUCGGCCAACAAGGAGAAUGUAAAGCCUGUGGAAUCUUCCCCAAGCAGUAGACCAGUUAGUAAAGGAUUUCCAAGCAUGCCAUCUGACCAUAGAAAGCAAUUAGACAACUUAAAAAAAUUCAGUGUGGAUUUUAGGUUGCAGUCCAGCUCUAAUCCAGACCUCGGAGUUGAGACAAUGAUGACGAAGUCUCCAAGGGACUCUGGAGAGAAGCUUAAGGAGUCGGCCAGUGAUAAGAGCAUGACGGAGUCCACAGGACCCAAAGUUUGCUCAGAGUCUUCUGGCAGUGAAGAGGUGUCGGCAUCUAUGGGUGCAUCUGUCGGGAGUAAACCUGGAACUCCUUCUCCCUCUCCCUCAUCCUCCACUCACAGCACAGAGCAAAAACGUUCACCUGAUGUGACAUCUCAGGGUGUCCAGACUUCCUCGCCUACUGCUGUCAAGUCAGAUGAUAAAGAGGACAAGAAGGACCUUGUAUCAGAGAGUGUUAGAAAAUCAACUCUUAAUCCUAACGCCAAGGAGUUUAACCCCAGACCAUUCAGCACUCCACCCAAACCAGCCACUACUCCGACUCUGACACGACCCCAGGGUCAGCCGAGUCCUUCUAUUGUGGUGCAGCAGCCUCCUACAGUUUAUACCCAGCCAAUGUGCUUCCCACAGAUGUACCCACUGAACCCUGUCAGCCCUGGAGUGCAGAAAAGCAUUAUCUGGAAGCCACCUGUGUAUCAUCUUCCAGUUCCUCACAUGACUGUAAGCCAGUCCAAGCCGUACAGACCAGGUAAAGUACCCAAUAUCCAACAGCAACGACCUGAGCAGCAUCACCCAGCAGGCACAUCACCCAUGAUGCACCCUGCCACAGCUGCAGGUCCUCCAAUCGUAGCCCAGAGCCCAGCUUACACAACUCAGUAUUUCACCUGCCCUCAGCAGUUCAGCAGCCAGCCGCUUAUGCAACAGAUGCCCCACUUCCAGUCCCAGGCCCAGCAUGUGUUCAUGCAGGGAGGAGCGAGGAUGCUCACACCUGGUCAUGGCCAGCACAGUCUGGUUUCCUCCUCCACUACCCAGUAUGGUGAACAGACCCACACAAUGUAUGUCUCUACCCCCAUCCACCAGCAGUACCCGCAUCCUGGUGCCACCCUCCACCCACAUCCCCCUCAACCCCCACAGCCCUCAGCCACGCCCACGGCUCAGGCCCAGCAGAGUGGGCAACAUGGUGGCGCAAGCCACGCCGCCGCUAGCCCUGUCCAGCAUGCGCAGCACCAGGCAUCUCUCCACCUGGCCGGUGCAGCUCCACCACAGCAACAGAUGUAUUCGGCCUUGACGCCGACCCCGCCAUCCAUGACUCCCGGUCCAUCUCCUCAGUCCCCGCAGGCUGUCUACAUCCACCCUCAGCAGGUCCAGCACUCGUACAAUCCCAACCACAUGGCUCAUGUGCAGCAGGCACACAUGCAGUCAGGAAUGGUGCCUCAACAUCAUGGCACUCCGUCUCACCCCGUGAUGCUGAUGGCUACACAAGCACCUGCUGGUCCACAGCCACCUUUACCCCAGAACACACUCAACCCCAUCCCUGUCUCCUCAACCACACAUUUCUCCUACAUGGCACAUCCUCAAGGUAUCAACUUUAUCAACAGGACUAAACACUAUGAACAUAAGUAGAGUUCAUAUUUUGAGGACUGUUCAAGCCAAGCUGGGACUUUUGAUUGUACAGAAUACCAACAAAGUUAUGAGGGUAAAAUCCUCCCUUUAUUUCUCUAUUUAAUCCCCUGCUACACUACUGCACUUAUCCCAGUGUUUCACUAGUGCUUGCAUCCACCAAGGUAGAACAUUUUCUGAGUACACCGGAGCCAUGAUCAUACUGCCUGCUUCACUUUUGAAACGCUGGCCUCCCAGGAACUCCUUUAUUGGCCCAAACGUGUAGAAACAUGUGGAGCGAGGUUAAGACUAUACAUGGGAUGCGGCAGUAACUACCAGCCGAGUUCAUGUGCAAGUGGUGUUUGUGAACAGUUCCUUUCCCACAGACAACUUGUCACCAACAUGCCGGAGAGACACAACUUUCAGGUGUUCCACUCACUGAAUGUUCACAGGAACGACUGCUGUGUGCUCUGAGCCACCUCGCCCGGGAUCGUCUUUCACCGAUGUACGGUCUCCUUUAAAACAUUUGCACAGUUCAGAUGUUUUACUGAAUCUCAUCACCGUACUCCGCUUGAAGCCAAUAUCUCAAAAAAGAAGUAAAUAUCUCGGUUGUAUUCCUUCAUUCACAAGAGAUUUCAUCACAAGUCCCAGUUUGACUUGAACACUCGUAGGUGAAGACCUCCUGAUGCGUGUGUAACAUCCAAAUUAGCUUCCUAAUCUUCCUGAGCAGUAAUUGGGUGUCCUUGUACUCUCAAAAUACUGCCAUAAGUAAAAAUAUACAUUAUGCAGUUCGCACAUUGUAAAAUGGAUUCCUUCCCCCUUUUCUUCUCAGUACAACCUCACCAUCAGCAGCAGCUUUAGAGGAUGAAGAUCGGCUCGUUGCAGCUGAUUCCAGUGACGUGCUCGGUCCCUGUGAGCCACUGGCUGAGCGAUCCUUCACCUGCUCCUUCUCUACAUGCCCAGUGAAACGGCCACUAAACGCCAUCUUGCCGCACUGCACUUUUGCUGAUCUAUCAGAAAUUAAUGCUAACAAGCAAAGUUGCAGUGACCAGAUGUUUUUUUUUUUUUACAUAUGUUUUAACAUGAGGGGACUGUUUUAGAUGCCAUGAGUGAGAAACUGAAUGUCAAGAAACUGGGACUUGCAUUUUGUUUUGCACCUUCUAUGUAACAAACUCUUCCAGUAAAUUGACAGUAUUAACAUUACUGUUAAAUGCUGCUGCUAUUGCCAUGUUCAGGAACAUACAAAAAAAUACAAAACAAAAUUUACUCUAACCAAAUUAAACAAAAAAAAAACUUACAAUGAUUAAAAUGUUUGGCAAAAAAUAUUAAUUACAAUUUAUUAAUCAAACUGAACGGGCCCCAAUUACAUUUGACUGUCAAAAGACUGCUAAGUUAAAGAAAAUUUUACUUUGUAGAUAAUAUAAAUAAAUUAAAAAAAGAAUAAAAACAUUAAAAAAGUUGUAAAAAGUGGUAAUGGCUUAUGUGUUUCAUCAUUGUUGAGUGAAUGAAGUGUUUUUCUUCACACUUUCACACUUAAAAAGCUUGAAUGUUGCUGGAACUGUACUAAAGUGAUGAACACCAAUUCUUUUUAAAGAUUCUCUCAGGAAAGUGAUGGAGAAUGCUUCCUAACACACAACUCUAGAAUCUCCUGUAGAGCUCUUAUGGUCAUGUGAUCCACAAUCAAAACAUUUCACCAUUUUGUCUUGUAGCCUGUCACAGAUGAUACCUACGGCGAGCCUAAUAAUGAGAAAUCUCUGGCUAAAUUUACACAACGUGAGACCAGAUGUGUAUGUAGAGAAACUCAUUGUAGAGAUUAGCAGGCUGUUGCUUGAUGGGCUUCCUCUGGUUUCCUCCCACGGUCCAAAUACAGGCAGAUUAGGAUAACUGGCAUUUCCAAUUCGUGUGUGUGCACAUGUGCGUGCUUGCACGUUGAACUGACACUAUGUAUAAAUAUUCGUACCCGGCCAGUUAAGUCAAUCAGC